Molecule: messenger RNA, 1684 nt
Organism: Aaosphaeria arxii CBS 175.79
Lineage: Eukaryota; Fungi; Ascomycota; Dothideomycetes; Pleosporales
Exons: 3
Coding region: 83-1576 (497 amino acids)
Biological process (GO): glucose 6-phosphate metabolic process; intracellular glucose homeostasis; glycolytic process
Cellular component (GO): cytosol; mitochondrion
Molecular function (GO): mannokinase activity; ATP binding; fructokinase activity
Source: RefSeq, a predicted model, not a curated record
CGAAACACGAGCUGUGACCAUCGCAACAACACCCUAAUACACAUCCCCAUCCCCAUCCGAACGAUAUCCCCAGAGAGCAAUCAUGGUCGGUCUCGGUGCAAAGAAGCCGCCGUCGCGAAAGGGUUCCAUGGCCGAUGUGCCACAGGACCUUCUCGCCCAGAUCAGCAGGCUCGAGGAGCUCUUCGUCGUCCCCACCGAGAAGCUCAAGGCCAUCUCCGACCACUUCGUCAAUGAGCUCUCCAAAGGUCUGACCACCGAGGGUGGCUCAAUUCCUAUGAACGCAACCUGGUGCAUGGGAAUGCCCGAUGGUAACGAGACCGGUACCUUCCUCGCCCUCGACAUGGGCGGCACCAACCUCCGUGUUUGCGAGAUCACCCUCCUCGAGGCCAAGGGCGAGUUCGACAUCAUCCAAUCGAAAUACAAGAUGCCGGAGGAGCUCAAGACCGGAACCGCCGACGAGCUCUGGGGCUACGUCGCCGACUGCCUGCAGCAAUUCAUCGAGUACCACCACCCCGACGAGAAGAUCGAGUCGCUGCCGCUCGGUUUCACCUUCUCCUACCCCGCGACCCAAGAAUACAUCGAUCACGGCAUCUUGCAGCGAUGGACAAAGGGAUUCGACAUUGACGGCGUGGAGGGCAAGGACGUCGUUCCUCCCUUCGAGGCCGCCCUCGCCGAGCGAGGCGUGCCCAUCAAGUUGACCGCCCUGGUCAACGACACCACCGGAACCAUGAUUGCCUCCGCAUACACCGACCCCGAGAUGAAGGCUGGCUGCAUCUUCGGCACCGGCUGCAACGCCGCCUACAUGGAGAACGUCGGCUCCAUCCCCAAGCUCGCACACAUGAACCUCGAUCCCGAUCUCCCCAUGGCCAUCAACUGCGAAUGGGGCGCCUUCGACAACGAGCACAAGAUCCUCCCCCGCACACCCUACGACAUCAUCAUCGACAAGGAGUCGCCCCGGCCCGACCAGCAGGCCUUUGAGAAGAUGAUCGCGGGUCUCUACCUCGGCGAGAUCUUCCGUCUCGUCGUGCUCGACCUCCACAAGACCGACUGCAAGAUGUUUGACGGCCAGGACAUCAGCAAGCUCAACAAGCCAUACUCGCUCGACGCCAGCUUCCUGUCCGCAAUCGAGGAGGACCCCUUCGAGAACCUGAGCGAGACGGCCGACCUGUUCCAGAACAAGCUCAGCAUCACGCCGAACAGGGCGGAGCUCGAGCUCGUCCGCCGCCUCGCCGAGCUGAUCGGCACCCGCGCCGCCCGCCUCUCCGCCUGCGGUGUCGCUGCCAUCGCGAAGAAGAAGGGCUGGACCAAGUGCCACGUCGGCGCCGACGGCUCCGUCUUCAACAAGUACCCUCACUUCAAGGUCCGUGGCGCCCAGGCCCUCAAGGAGAUCCUCGACUGGCCUGCCGACAAGGGCAAGGGCAAGGGAGACCCGAUUGAGGUUCUGCCCGCUGAGGACGGUUCCGGUGUCGGUGCUGCGCUCAUCGCUGCGUUGACGAUGAAGCGCGUCGCCGAGGGCCAGCACGCUGGUAUUCGGGAUCCCGAGGCCAUGUUGAAGGCUUUUGGAAAGAAGAAGUAAGGGGUUUUAACGAUUGUAUAGAAGAAGUUAUGAAAUGUUUUGACUAUUUGUGGCAUCUACAAUAGAUACAUCUAAAACAAAAUGAAAUCAGAUAUGAAACGAUGCAAG